Anisakis simplex (herring worm) is the source of this 1122-nucleotide messenger RNA. The record is from the annotation of a GenBank genome assembly. Lineage: Eukaryota; Metazoa; Nematoda; Chromadorea; Rhabditida; Anisakidae.
AUGUCGUUGUUGGAUCUGUUGAAAAGCGGUGACGAUGGAAGUUCGGCGAUAAAUUUCGACGAAAAACGACAACCAUCUCAUUUACUAUUCGUUGUUCGUUGGAAUAUCACACUUUUCACCAAUAAUUUAGCGUUCAGUGAGGCAAUUUCAUUCGCCACUUCCUAUCGAUACGACAUUUAUGAAUGGUGUGCACGAAUAUAUCGAGACUUCUCGGUGGGUAAUGUCGGUGAAUAUUCAGUCGAAAUGGUCAUUGAACCAAUUCGUCCUCAAGGACGGCAACAUCCUCUGGUAGAUCGGUGUAGACUGACUUUGAAAAUUUGUGAAUACGACCAAUUCUCGACGCAUUUCGACGAUUUUGGCGUUACACCUGAGCAUGCAAAUGGUAAACGUGUGCACAUCACAAUUGGAAUGCGUUUCGCAAGGCAAGAAUUCGAAACGGACUUCAGUAAUCGCUGUAAUUGUUGUUGUAAAUUGGCGGAUCCGAUCAGUCUGAAUGAUUUUCGAUCGAAAGCACUCGAAACGAUGAACUGUUCCAGUGAUUACAAACUGCUGUGUAUGGACGGUGAACUGAAAACGUCGAAACAUCUGCUAUUCGUUGCAUCACCACGUUUUCGAAAACAGUUUUCCAGCGAAACUCAACCGUCAUCUGAAUGUCACUUAGAAUUUACUCGUGCAGCUGUUGAACAGGUAUUGAAGUUCAUAUAUGUUGGUGUAUUUUCGCUAGAUACAAAACAAGCGGAUUGUUCGUUUGUACGUCAAUUGAUCACCUUUGGACGAUAUUUUCAAUUCGGAUAUUUGGAAGAACUCAAAAAUCAGCUGCAAACGCAACUUUGUGCAUAUUUAUUCAAUCAUGCAGAUAAUUUGAAACUAUUUGUUGAUUUGCUGAUACUCGCAAGUGAUUUGGGUUUUACGCGAUUAAAAAAGCAUUGUAUAUGUGCGAUUAUCAAUAUCUACUAUGUGAAAUUCAAGAGGAGGUAUAACCUCAGUGCGGAUAAUUUCGAUGAUCGUGAUAUAUUUAAUCAGUUGGGCAGAGGCGAAUCAAUAUUCUCACCGUCAAUCCUUCAACGAAUCGAUUCCGCUUAUAAACUCUCAAGGAAAACAUCACUUGUUUAUAGUUAUUGA